UGGUCAUAUGACCACAGCAUUCAUGCAAACAGCACAUGAUUCUUUCUUCCGCUGUCAGAGUCGGCAAGGUCUUGGUUUGACUGUGAAAAAGGUAGCUAGCUUGUUCCCAAGAUGUUUCGUGAGGUGUUGGCCUUGUUGUUGGGAGCACUUGGGGUUAUAGGAGCUCCUGACUCAGAUGAGAUCAAGUUCCUCCCCGGUCUUCCCAAGCAGCCCAGCUUCAAGCAGUAUUCCGGAUACUUCAACGUUGCUGAAAACAAACAUCUUCACUAUUGGUUUGUGGAGUCUCAGAAGAAUCCGGACAGCAGUCCUGUGGUCCUCUGGCUGAACGGAGGCCCUGGCUGCAGCUCUCUGGAUGGCUUGCUCACUGAGCAUGGCCCCUUCUUGAUUCAAGAUGAUGGUAUAUCACUGAAGUACAACCCCUACUCAUGGAACAUGAUUGCCAACAUGCUGUACCUGGAGUCACCUGCAGGGGUCGGCUUUUCCUACUCUGAUGAUAAGAAGUAUAUAACCAAUGACACAGAGGUGUCCAUGAACAACUAUCUGGCGUUGAAGGAGUUCUUCAGGCUCUUCCCAGAGUACAGCAAGAAUGAGUUCUACCUGACUGGAGAGAGCUACGGAGGGAUCUACAUCCCCACCCUGGCUGAGCGAGUCAUGGAGGACGACAGCAUCAACCUGCAGGGGAUUGCUGUUGGUAAUGGAAUGUCCAGUUAUGAGAUGAAUGACAACUCCCUGGUGUACUUUGCUUACUACCACGGGCUUCUUGGAACAAGGCUAUGGGCUGACCUACAGACAUAUUGCUGCAAGGGUGGUAAAUGUGACUUCUACAACAACCAUGACCCCACCUGUUCCAAAAAUCUAGCUGAAGUGCAGUACAUAGUGUACAGCUCUGGACUCAACAUGUACAACCUGUACGCCCCCUGUCCCGGAGGAGUCGGCCACAGAGUCAGCAUUGACAAUGGAAACCUGGUGAUCCGGGACAUGGGAAACAGCUUCUUGAACCACGAGUGGACAGAGCUGUGGAGCAAGAAAGUAAAGGUUGUGGCAUCUCUGCACAAGCGUGUGAAACUGGACCCUCCCUGCACCAACUCCACCCCCUCCACCCUGUACCUGAACAACCCCUACGUCAAAGCAGCCCUCCACAUCUCCCCCAAAGCCCUGGAGUGGCAGAUCUGCAGUGCUGAAGUGAAUCUGAACUACAAGCGUCUCUACAUGGAUGUGAAGAAGCAGUACCUGAAGCUGCUGGGGGCCAUGAAGUACAGAGUGCUGGUGUACAACGGAGAUGUGGACAUGGCCUGUAACUUUCUCGGGGACGAGUGGUUUGUGGAGUCUCUCCACCAGCAGGUGCAGGUGAAUCGGAGGCACUGGACCUAUAACACAGGAGAGAGCCAGCAGGUGGGAGGCUUUGUCAAGGAGUUCUCCAACCUGGCUUUCCUCACCGUUAAGGGUUCAGGCCACAUGGUCCCCUCAGACAAGCCCAUCGCUGCCUUCAGCAUGUUCACACGCUUUCUGAAGAAGCAGCCUUACUGAGAUGAAACUACAUCAAUACCUAUUCCCUCCUUCUGUCCUUUGAUUUGCACUCUGUUUUGGCAGUAGAACAGACUGACUUUUAGACCCCACUUGGCACUUUGGCUUGUCAACAUCUUGAUGGAACAAUAUGGUGUAUUGUUGGUAUACUCUUCCAUCACUGUUGGUCAUAUGUAGGUGAGCUAUUAAGCAAGGAAUCUUGAAACUUGUCUGCUUCUUUCUCUAAUGUGACAAGUACACAUGCUGCUGUAAUAGAUCAGCAGAUUUUUUUAAAGCCUUCUUUAAUCGUGAUAGAGAGAAACUGAUUGACAAUUUGUUUACUGACUGCCUUGAUUUGCACAGGAAAAUGUCUUCUGUGCUCUUGUAAUGGCCUUUUUAACUACAUGUAAAAAUCAAAGGGAUCUGUACGCACUGGAUUAUGUUUUUUGUUUUCUUUUUCUGUACAUGUAAAUCUGUUCAGGUUUUAAGACGAACUGCAAUCUGAAAGGAUUGUGCCUCCAUAGAAACAUUUGUAGACACAAUGAUUACAAGGGAACAUGUCUAUGCUUUCGCUGUGUUCCCAAGAAUGAUCUAAUGAUUGUUGGAAAUAAAAACACUUGAUAUUUUGUA
Molecule: messenger RNA, 2133 nt
Organism: Hypomesus transpacificus
Lineage: Eukaryota; Metazoa; Chordata; Actinopteri; Osmeriformes; Osmeridae
Gene: ctsa
Product: cathepsin A
Exons: 15
Coding region: 112-1527 (471 amino acids)
Biological process (GO): proteolysis
Molecular function (GO): serine-type carboxypeptidase activity
Source: RefSeq, a predicted model, not a curated record